AUGGCGGUUGGUUCUCUCUUUGUUGAGGGCCGUGGCGGCGGAUCGGCGGAGUUUCCGUACAAGUUAACAUGGCAUGUAAUUAUGACGGCCAUUGCUGCUGCCAUGGGUGGCCUCAUCUUCGGUUACGAUAUCGGAAUUUCAGGUGGCGUGACUUCAAUGAAUCCCUUUUUGAAGAAAUUCUUCCCAUCAGUGUACCAGAAGGAGGCGUUGGAUCAUUCCACUAGCCAGUAUUGCAAAUUUGACAACCAAAUCUUGACAUUGUUCACUUCUUCCCUCUACUUGGCCGCCCUCGUCUCAUCGUUUUUCGGGUCGUGGGUGACCAAGAAAUUUGGCCGGAAACUAACCAUGGCUUCCGGUUCCAUCGUUUUCUUGGUCGGCGCGGCCUUAAACGCCGCUGCUUUCCACGUUAGCAUGCUCAUUGUUGGUCGUAUUCUUUUGGGCAUUGGUGUGGGUUUUGCCAAUCAGUCUGUCCCGAUUUAUCUGUCUGAAAUUACUCCACCAAGGAUUCGAGGAAGAUUCAAUGUGUGUUUCCAAUUGUUCAUCACAGUUGGAAUCUUAGCAGCAAAUAUUGUGAAUUAUUUCACAGGUAAAUACAUGCCAGAAGAAGGAUGGAGGGUUAGCUUAGGAUUGGCUGCGGUUCCAGCCAUUCUAAUGUUACUUCCAAGUCUUUUUUUCCUCAAAGACAGCCCGAAUUCUCUCCUCGAUAGAGGUAAAGAAGAGGAGGCCAAAGCAGUGCUCAAACAAGUCCGAGGAAUCGAAAAUGUCGAGGACGAGUUUGCUGACAUUGUUCGUGCCAGUAUUGAGUCGAAAGAAGUCAAGAACUCUUGGGAAAACUUUGUGAAGAGGCAGUACAGGCCUCAGUUUUGCAUGUCCUUAUUGAUUCCCUUUUUCCAGCAAUUUACCGGGAUUAAUGUGGUCAUGUUUUACGCUCCGGUGCUGUUUAAGACGCUCGGAUUCGGCGGUAACGCGUCUCUCAUGUCUGCCCUAAUCACUGGCAUUGUCAAUAUGGCCGCUACUUUCGUCUCCGUCUAUGGUACUGAUAAAUGGGGACGAAAGCCUUUGUUCUUAAUUGGUGGAUGCUUUAUGAUCAUUUUCCAGGGUUUGGUUGCAGUUUUGAUAGGGAUCAGAUCAGCUGCACAAAGUGUGACUCUUGGGACGAUUGUUCUUGUUGGUUGCACUGGAAAUGGCAAGAGCGCUACGGGAAACAGCAUCCUAGGAACCAAGGCAUUUAAAUCAAUGUCAAAUUUCGAUGGUGUGACUACUACUUGUGAAUUGCAGAGAACUAUUUUGGAAGAUGGCCAAAUUCUGAAUGUAAUUGACACACCUGGGCUGUUUGAUUACACGUCAAGUCCUGAGAUGAUUGCCAAAGAGAUUGCAAGAUGCAUCCGCAUGGCAAAAGAUGGUAUCCAUGCGGUUCUCAUUGUCGUGUCACUCAAAGCGCGAUUCACUAAAGAACAAGCAGCUGCUGUUGAGACACUUCAGAACUUUUUUGGAAGCAAGAUUGGUAAGUACAUGAUUGUUGUUUUUACUGGAGGCGAUGAUCUUGAAGAGGAUGAAACAAUUGAUGAUCGCUUAACUGGUGGCUGUCCUGAGGCUUUAAAGGAAAUGCUUGAGAAGUGUGGAAACCGAAGAGUUGUCUUCGAUAACCGGACAAAAGAUGCAAGGAAGAAAGAAGAACAGCUUCAAGAACUUCUUUUUCUUGUUGACGAGGUUGUGGUGAAAAAUGAAGGGAAACCCUACACUGAUGAGUUGUUUGAUGAGUUUAAGAAAGGUGUAUCGAUGCUUCGUGAUCAUGCUGCAGAGGUGAAUUCCUUGGCAGUGGACUCGAAGCAGGAAAUAGAAGAGUGGAAGGAGCAGAAUCGCAAAGCAUCAGAAGAGCUGAUGCAGCUAAUGACUGCAAUGGUGAAUGCAAAACUCGAGGAGACAACUCGAAGACUUGAACAACAACUUGCAGAGAAAUUGGCGGAGUCAAAUGAGGAGAUUUUGAAGCUGAAAGUGGAUUUGGAGAGGGCCGAAAUGGAGGUUAAGGAACAGAUGAAGUCAAAUGAGGAGAUUUUGAAGUUGAAAGAGGAUUUGGAGAGAGCCCACAUGGAGGCUAAGGAGCAGAUGAAACAACAUUUAGAGAGAGUCCAAAGGGAGAAAGAGGAAUGCGCAAGAUUAGAGAAGGAACCCAAGGGUGUGAUCCAACGAUUAAGGGAACAAUUGGAACGCGCCCAAAGGGAAGCUGCAGAGAAGGAGGACAAAACUCUCUUCCAAAAGUGUAUAAUGUUGUAAUCAUUGUUAGUUUUUUACCAGGUAUGAGGUAUUAAUAUUAUGAUGUGAGAGUGACUGACUGAUACGAUUUCUUUAUUAUCUGUAAGGAUUUUGUGGU
Messenger RNA from Oldenlandia corymbosa var. corymbosa, 2371 nucleotides. Lineage: Eukaryota; Viridiplantae; Streptophyta; Magnoliopsida; Gentianales; Rubiaceae. The record is from the annotation of a GenBank genome assembly.